AUUAUCAUAGCCACACCGCUUCAUACCAAAGUGUGUGGCCACCUUCACGCAGUUGCAGUGAUUUCCUCCCUACAUCGACACAAGGUAUGGUAACAUGCGCACGCUCACAUAUUGGCUACCUAGGUACCUACCUAUCACGUUGAGGUCCCUGCACCUCCCUGGUUCUCUCCCUCCCUUCUCCUCCCUUCUCCUCCCUUGUCAAUGAGCAGCGGCUUUUAUAUCGAGCUCCAUCUCGUUACGAAAGUAGUCAAUGGACGCUUCCAAUCUACAUUGUAGUAUCACAAUUCCUGCUUCACCAUCGUAUUAGCCUUGUUUUGUCUGAGUAUUCGGACAUAUUCUUGAUCCUCCUCCCAUUAUGUCUUCCAAUCCAUCAUCUGCUUCGCGUCUCUCGCAGCUUGCGGCCUUGAUCCGCGAGUCUGUGACGAAAUUAGAAGAGACAUUAUCCGCGCAAGGAUUUCAAUCUCCAUCUCUGGACGAGGAUGCUCCUCAGUCGCUUCCCAGAGAUACAGUCGAUAUGAGGGAUGUGAUCAUUGACUGCGCUGCCGAGCUACAAGCUUUGCUUCUAGGUCCUUUGGAGAUAAUCUACAGAAAUGGCGCGCAUAACAAUUGCGUGUCUUUGCAGGCAAUUUCCCGUCUCAAGAUUGCCUCAUUGGUACCAAUUGGUGGGCAAACUACAUUUGCCAAAAUUGCCGAGCAAACCGGCCUGGACGAGCGCGCAGUGCGUCGACUUCUGAGGCACGCAAUGACGUUGCGAGUCUUCCGAGAGCCAGAGCCGGGUGUGGUAGCCCACACGAAGGUAUCCAAGGUUCUUACCAAUCCUGUAGCUAAUGAUUGGUGCCGGGCUGGAACCGAGGAAAUGUGGCCAGCUGCUACAAAGAUGGUUGACGCAUUUCAAAAGUGGCCUGGAUCUCCUGAACCGAACCAUACGGGAUUCUCUCUAGCAAACAAUACGGAGGACAGUAUAUACCAGGUCCUUGAGAAAAACCCCGAGCGAGCCUCUCGGUUCGCAAACACGAUGAUAGCUUACACCAUGAUGACGGAAUACGAUACCUCUCAUAUCUUCAACAAUUAUGAUUGGAAGUCAUUAGGCCAAGUUCAAAUGAUCGACGUCGGGGGUGGUGCGGGCCACCACAGUAUGGAACUAGCCAGACGCUUCCCGAACCUGUCUGUCAUCGUUCAAGACAUGAAUGAAAUGUUUGAAGGUAUUAAAGUCCCAGAAGAACUCGAAGGCAGAUUCGAAUUCAUGGCCUACGACUUGUUUGCGCCCCAGACUGUCCAAGCAGAUGUCUACUUCUUCCGAUGGAUUUUCCACAACUGGUCUGACAAGUACUCCAUCAUGAUUAUCAAGGCUCUCAUACCUGCCUUGAAACCAGGAGCAAAGAUUAUUCUCAACGAAUCAUGCAUGCCAGAGCCUGGAGAAAUCGCACAUUGGAGAGAACAAGACUUGAGGUCGUUCGACAUCAGCAUGGGUGCAUCCUUCAAUUCGUACGAGCGAAGCCUCGAUGAAUGGAAAGCUUUACUUUCAGAGGCAGACCCAAGGUUCGUGUUCCAGCGAGUGUCUGGAGCCAAGGACUCUGCACUCUCAAUCAUCGAAUUUGUUUGGUCCGAUGGGAAGCAUUAGCCAAAUCAGCUAGAGCCUGUACGGAGUGGAUUUGAGUUAUUAUGGCCUGUGUGCUCGAAAAAUUUCAUUGUAUUUGUGUGUGUAGGUAGUCACGAAAUGAACUACUAAGGUUGAAUAUUGGAAUCGGAUUUGCGAUUUAUUCACGGUUCUCAGGGAGCUAAACAGUGACAUGCUUACACAGAGCUCGCAUGAAGUACUAAGAUGUACAGUAGCCAUGCAAAAGAGUCUAGUACUGAAGUUUCCAUAUAGGGUACCUAGGUAGUCUCCUGAGAGCUGAGGUUCGCUCAACUAGUAUGCACCAGUCAGUUCCGUUAGCUGGA
This is a messenger RNA of Annulohypoxylon truncatum, 1941 nucleotides long. Its product is annotated as sterigmatocystin 8-O-methyltransferase. The transcript is spliced from 5 exons. Lineage: Eukaryota; Fungi; Ascomycota; Sordariomycetes; Xylariales; Hypoxylaceae. Gene Ontology annotation, molecular function: O-methyltransferase activity. The record is from RefSeq and is a predicted model, not a curated record. The coding region runs from base 356 to 1621 and encodes 421 amino acids.